GUAUUUAAGAUCCACAGAAUUUGUAGGAGCUGUCCAGUGUGGCACGGACACAGACCAGAGUCCAUGGAUUUUGUUGCUGGGGCCAUUGGAGGAGUCUGCGGUGUUGCUGUGGGCUACCCUCUGGACACAGUGAAGGUCAGAAUCCAGACUGAAGCCAAGUACACAAGUAUCUGGUCCUGUAUCCGGGACAUAUAUCGUCAAGAGCGGGUGUGUGGCUUCUACCAGGGCCUCUCACUGCCUGUGUGCACAGUGUCCCUGGUGUCAUCUGUGUCUUUUGGAACCUACCACCACUGCCUGGCUCACAUUUGCCGCUUCCGGUAUGGCAGCACUGAUGCCAAACCCACCAAGGUGGAUAUCACACUUUCAGGAUGUGCCUCUGGCCUUGUCCGGGUGUUCCUGACAUCCCCCACUGAGGUGGCCAAAGUCCGCCUGCAGACACAGGCCCAAGCUCAGACACAGCAGCGGCGGCCCUCGGCCUCCUGGACAUCCGCUGCUCCUGCUUUGUGUCCUGCACCCACUGUGUGUCUGCAGCCCAGACUCAAGUACUGUGGGCCGCUGCACUGUUUAGUCACGGUGGCCCGUGAAGAGGGCCUGCGGGGACUCUACAAGGGCAGCUCAGCUCUGCUCCUUCGUGAAGGGCACUCCUUUGCCACCUACUUUCUCUCCUAUGCCAUGCUCAGUGAGUGGCUCACCCCUGCUGGCCGUAGCCAGCCAGAUGUCCUAUGUGUGCUGGUGGCUGGAGGCUGUGCUGGGGUCCUGGCCUGGGCUGUGGCCACCCCCAUGGAUGUGGUCAAGUCCCGCCUGCAAGCGGACGGGCAGGGCCAGCAGCGCUACCGGGGCCUCCUGCACUGUGUGGUGACCAGCGUGCGGGAGGAGGGCCCCAGGGUGCUCUUCAAAGGGCUGGCACUCAACUGCUGCCGCGCCUUUCCUGUCAACAUGGUGGUCUUCGUGGCCUAUGAGGCUGUGCUACGGUUCACUCAGAGCCUGCUCACAACAUAGCCACCGGUCAGCAACAGCCAGCUGGAGGCAAAGGCAAGCAAGGGCAGGCUGAGGAUGCCACGGGGCUAUCACCGGAACAGCAGACUCAGGGGAGGCCUGAGCUUGGCCUGCCCGGCUGCUGACCACAAAGUCAGAGAGUUCGUCUGCCAUCUGCUUGGGGGUCAUGAGUCAGGGUUGUGUGGCUCUCCUUGAUGAGAACAUGUGUCACUUGGAGUCACCUGUCACUGAACAACUGUUCAUUGCUGCUUUUACUUGUCCACACCCACAACUUCAGAGCAUAUCCUCACCAAACCCAUUGGGGGCUCAGCCACCCUCCAAUCCCAGUUCCACCAAUCCAUGCUGUCCCCUUAGAGACAGGCUAGGGACCAGACAGCAAGAUGAGCCAUCUGGCUACAGGCUGGGCUUGUUCCCUGUCCUAGGCUGGCCAAGAGGGGCCACCAUUAUCACUGGCCGAGGAACUGCUACAGGCCAACACCCCACAUACCCAUACUGCCUGUGUGUGCUGUGCUUGCCACAUGAGAUCCUGGAACCUGGGUCAGGAGUGGCUGUUAAUAAACGCUUCUGUGGUUGCUCA
Molecule: messenger RNA, 1573 nt
Organism: Psammomys obesus (fat sand rat)
Lineage: Eukaryota; Metazoa; Chordata; Mammalia; Rodentia; Muridae
Gene: Slc25a47
Product: solute carrier family 25 member 47
Exons: 6
Coding region: 64-999 (311 amino acids)
Biological process (GO): transmembrane transport
Cellular component (GO): mitochondrion
Molecular function (GO): transmembrane transporter activity
Source: RefSeq, a predicted model, not a curated record